UCAAAAUCUCUCAAUCACAACAUCAUCCAAAUCCCAAACAUUUUCAAAGAAAUCUUCAUCUCUAGUCUCUACCACACCAUGUAUUCUACUACUUCUUCCCUCAAGUUCCUCUCAUUGCUCAUCUUUGCAUUUGCCAUUGUGCAAAUAACAAGAGCUGGUGACCCUGACAUUCUGUCAGACUUCAUAGUCCCUCCAAAUGUGAUACCAGAUGGAAACUUCUUCACCAACACAAACUUCCGUGUCAUUGUUCCACCAAACCAACCACCAUCAACUUUCAAAGUUCUGAAGGCAAGCAAAGCAGAGUUUCCAGCACUAGAUGGACAGAGUGUCUCAUAUGCUGUUCUUCAAUUCCCAGCUGGGAGCAUCAACCCGCCACACACUCAUCCUCGCUCCGCCGAGCUUCUCUUAGUUGCUGGCGGUUCCCUUCAAGUAGGGUUUGUGGACACUACCAAUAAACUCUUCACUCAGAACCUUCAAGCUGGGGACAUGUUCAUAUUCCCAAAGGGACUUGUGCACUUUCAACACAAUGCUGAUGCUAACAACCCUGCUAUGGCUAUAUCUGCAUUUGGAAGUGCCAGUGCUGGGACUGUGGUAAUUCCUAGCACCUUGUUUAACACCACCAUUGACGACAAUGUCUUGGCUUUGGCAUUCAAGACUAAUGUUUCUACCAUUCAAGCUUUGAAGAAAGGAUUUGCUCCUUAAAAGCCUCAAGGUUUCUUAAUGCAUCUGUUGGUAUCUGAUUUGUUUCUUCUUGUUUUCUCUGUUUUGUAAUUUUCAUUCAAUUGUGUUCCAUACAUCCAAAAUAAGCUUGUUGUAGCAUCCAAAAGCAGUGGCACAUUUUAUGGGCCUAAAGCUUGGAGAUAAAUAAGUUGUUUUGAUUUAUGCUUCA
Lotus japonicus is the source of this 889-nucleotide messenger RNA. RefSeq names its product germin-like protein 9-3. Gene Ontology annotation, molecular function: manganese ion binding. The record is from RefSeq and is a predicted model, not a curated record. NCBI's taxonomy places the organism in Eukaryota, Viridiplantae, Streptophyta, Magnoliopsida, Fabales, Fabaceae. The coding region runs from base 79 to 702 and encodes 207 amino acids. The transcript has 2 exons. Gene Ontology annotation, cellular component: cell wall.